AUGACCCAGCGACCUCAAAGCAGAGAACUUUACAUCUCGAUUCCAAGUCGUAGCUACACAGAACCACAUAUAAACUCUACCUCCACCAGGCAGCGUGAUGAGGAACUUGUAGGGAGGGGGGAUGCUAUCUCUCCAACGAGGGCGUCCAUUGUUCGGAUGUUGGCUUUACUGUGCGCAUGUUCUCUCAGCGUCGGUAGUCACUACGCGUCAUAUACACUAGGGCCACUGAAAUCUCGACUUGCGCGAGAGAUUAACACAUCCAACACGGAAUUUAGUCUGUUGAUUUCUGCAUUCAGUUUAAACAGUACAUGGACACCUCUAGUCGGGGGCCUGAUGGCGAGUAAACUUGGUACAACGCUCACUAGUAUCAUUGCUACUGGUGUCAUAUUUAUUGGCCAGGUUUUACUACUGGUUGGCGACAUAAAAGGAGACGUUCGGUUGAUGGUAUUUGGAUUGUUCGUGUUCGGAUUUGGAGUUAGUCCUCUUGCUGUUGUGCAGGAGUCCAUUAUCGUGCGAUUCUUUAAAUCACACGGGCUCGGUGUCUCAAUGGCACUGGGUCUUGUAGCCGGCAAAUUGGCGUCAUUUAUUUCAGCGCGAACUUCCCUCCCUCUUGCGGAGCGUUUUGGGCGCCACGCACCGUUCUACGCGUCCACAUUCCUAGCUGCUCUUUCCCUUCUCAUCAACCUGGUCUACAUGGCAUCCUCGAAGUGGCUUAUACGGGGUUCCGGCACCGUCUUACUAGAGGCUUCCGAGAUACGAAGUGAGGCGAGGCGCCGCUCCCUGUACGAUCUCUCCGAGGCGCAGGCACUGGAAAAAGUUGCAAAAAAACGCCACAUCAGGUUCAAAGAUAUUCCAAAGCUUGGAGAUAUCUUCUGGGCUUAUAUAGGGCUAAACAUCCUCUGUGGCACUAUAUGGGCCCCUUUCACCCAUUUGGCAGCCAACAUUUUUGAAAAGAGAUAUGGAUUGACGGAGCACACUGCCAGUACACAAGCUUCCUACCUUCUGGUUGGGAGCAUACUCUUGUAUCCCGUCACCGGAUUCAUGGUAGAUCGGAUGAAGCACCCGCAAGCUGUACUUCGCAUGUUCACGCUGUCAUCUGUAUUGACGUUGUUUGGAUAUGCAUGGCUUGUUCUUCCACCAGCGUGGACGGGAACACCUUCCCCUGCAGUUGCCGCCUUCGCGAUUGGCAUUGGCUUCUCCCCUUUACUCCUUGUGGUCUUGGUCCCUCAGCUGGUCCCGUUCAAGUUUGUAUCAACUACUCUCGGUGUGCACAAAAGCAUGGAACAAACAGGCGCAACAAUUUUCCAAACCAUAGCUGGCCUUGUUUUGGACGGUGAUCAACGAGUCAAAAAAGGCGGCCAGUGCACAACUCAGCAGUUGUUGAACGUGUUUUUCGCUUUCAAUGUUUUGCAACUACUGGGCAUCAUCGGUCUAUCGCAUCUUGAUAGUCGGCGGAGGCAGGCAGCAGAGACUAUUGAGAACACAGUCGGGGAUGAAGAAGAUGCCGAACGUGAAUCAGAAGAGUCAACCUUCACCGGGGGCGAAGGAGAUAUCCUGGCUUCAGAAAUCGGACCGUUGUGUUCUCAAGAUCCAAGAAAGCCUCUACUUGGUCGCCGGCACAGAGCAGAUUCUGGGGCCAGUUGUUUCCCCUCUUCUUGUCCUCCUCAAGGGGUUUAUCGACACUCUGAGAUAAGGAGGGGUCGUAUUUUUGUGUGUCUUUGCGCCGUGAUUAUUGGCAGCGCUUGGAUACUGUUUUUGAGCACUGCGUGGCUGAGGCUCCGGUCGGGACAAGAAAGAGAUUUAUAA
Messenger RNA from Suillus discolor, 1806 nucleotides. Its product is annotated as major facilitator superfamily domain-containing protein. The record is from RefSeq and is a predicted model, not a curated record. The transcript is spliced from 8 exons. Gene Ontology annotation, biological process: transmembrane transport. Gene Ontology annotation, molecular function: transmembrane transporter activity. Lineage: Eukaryota; Fungi; Basidiomycota; Agaricomycetes; Boletales; Suillaceae. The coding region runs from base 1 to 1806 and encodes 601 amino acids.